Egretta garzetta (little egret) is the source of this 1759-nucleotide messenger RNA. RefSeq names its product N-acetyllactosaminide beta-1,6-N-acetylglucosaminyl-transferase-like. The annotation marks the transcript as partial. Gene Ontology annotation, molecular function: acetylglucosaminyltransferase activity. Gene Ontology annotation, biological process: transforming growth factor beta receptor signaling pathway. The record is from RefSeq and is a predicted model, not a curated record. Gene Ontology annotation, cellular component: membrane. The transcript is spliced from 2 exons. Lineage: Eukaryota; Metazoa; Chordata; Aves; Pelecaniformes; Ardeidae.
UGUGCACCUCAGGACAGCAUUUGGUGGUCACUGGGCUGGGACGUGUUUUCCCUUCACAGUGGUGGUUGCUGUGUAUUUCUUUGCUGGACUUGGACAGUGGUCUCAGCUCAGCAUCUGCUCAUCUCUCUGAGGCCCCUGUGCUGUUGGUCUGUGGCAGCAUUUUCCAGAUGACUUCUCAGCAGCGUCAGGCCAGUCUCUGUUACUCCCUGGGACUGUGAACACCCCUGUUCCAGCCCCUUGGCUCCACCAGAGCCGUCCUCCCUCUGAAAGCACCGGUGUCCACCAAGAAGGCCGCACUGGAUCUCCAGUGCGACCACAGCUGUCCCCACCUGUCCCUGCUGACACCCUGGUGAGAAGCUGCUCACCCGGCAAGCCUGGCUGCCAGGUGUGUCCUGCACCAGUGCCCCUCCCAGGGGACAGUCUAGCCACAAGUCCUCACAAAGUUUCUCCACUGCUCCUCUCCUCAUUACAGCUCAUGACUGUACCUGAUGGGUUGAAGCCACUGCUUGCAGCCUUCCACCUGUUUGAACAGAGACUCCUAGAGAGUGUUUGGGGCCAGGAUGGGAGGAAAGUGCAGCUUCUGUGAGGGACCUGACAGUGCCUGAGGUGGCUUGUCUGCACAAGCUGGGGGGGUGCUGUGGAGCAGCUUCCAGCUACUUAUGCUGCUUCCACAUCAACGAUGACUAUGAAACUAUUAAUAUUGAAAGUAAGAACAACAGCCUCAGACGGGCGCAUGCGUUCUCCAGCAGAAAGCAAGUGCAACCAGCAAAGCAAGCUGUUUGUGGUGUCUGAUCUGAUCUCUGCUAUAUUUCAAGUGAGACUCUUUCUCUGAGCAGCAAUGAAUACACUCAGAUAUUGCUUCUUCGCUGUCCUGAUUCUCAGUGUCUCACUGCCAUUUGUUUUCUAUGCUGUUAAUUUGCAUGCACAAAUAUCUCUCAGGAGACUGAACUUCUCGGUGGGUUCAACUUUAGCAGAAGCCUGUAAAGCGCUCAUUGAAGAUAAGGAGCCCUUUCUGAAGGAAAAUGCUUUAAAAACAACAUUCAGAGACUCCAACUGCACGGAGUACAUCACGCAGAACCACUACAUCACCCGCGCCCUCUCGGACGAGGAGGCCGCCUUCCCCAUCGCCUACGUCAUGACCCUGCACAAGGAGUUCGAGACCUUUGAGCGGCUCUUCAGGGCAGUGUACAUGCCCCAAAACAUCUACUGCGUCCACGUGGACACCAAGGCGCCGGCCCCCUUCCAGCAGGCGGUGCGGCGCCUGGUGGGCUGCUUCCCCAACGCCUUCCUCGCCUCCCGGGCGGAGCGGGUGGUCUACGGUGGUGCCUCCCGCCUGCGGGCCGACCUCCACUGCAUGAGAGACCUGCUGGCCUCGGCCGUGCCCUGGCGCUACCUGCUCAACGCCUGCGGCCAGGACUUCCCCUUGAAGACCAACCGGGAGAUCGUCCAGCUGCUGAAGGGCCUCGGGGGGAAGAACAUCACCCCCGGGGUGCUGCCGCCCCCCCACAUCACCACCCGCACCAAAUAUGUGCACAGGGAGAAAAUAUACCCUUUAUUUUCUUUCAUGUUGUGGACACCUGUGCGCAAGGCACCCCCGCCCCACAACAUCACCAUCUACUUUGGUUCCGCAUACGUGGCUGUCACCCGGCCCUUUGUGGAGUUUGUGCUGCAGGACCAGCGCGCCAUCGAUCUGCUGGCAUGGUCCGAGGACACCUACAGCCCCGACGAGCACUUCUGGGUGACGCUCAACAGGAUCCCG